CAGUCAGCUGUCAGUCGGCUGUUUGCAAACAGUUCCGUCCGCGGGGUCCGUAUGGUGUCUGCCGCGGCCCCUGCGCCCCCAGUAGCUCCUCCACGAUGGGGGAAAACGACGACAGCGACAUCAUAGAGCACCACGUCGAGGAGGAGAUGGAGAAGAAGGGCACGAGGAGCCACGCAGCAUCCUCCUCGUUCCUGGGGAGCGUCAGUCCAUCCGACAGAGAGGGCCACAGCAGCACCCAGUCCUCCCACAGACUGCUGGCCUACAGCGACGCCCUCAUCUCCAUCAUCGCCACUGUCAUGAUAUUACCUGUUGCUCAUACGAAGAUGGAGGAUAAUGAGGAGUUGAGAGAGAGCGUUCAGCUGCUGCUCACAACAAAAAUUGCUGUUUACUUAAUGACAUUCCUGAUAGUGACUGUUGCCUGGGCGGCUCAUAUCAGGUUGUUUCAAGUGAUCGUACGGAUCGACGACUGCCUUGCCUUGCUGAACCUCGCCUGCAUGAUGCUGAUAACCUUUCUGCCAUACACAUUUUCUUUAAUGGCGACUUUCCCAGAGAAAAUCCUCGGGAUUUUACUGUUUUGUGGUUGUGUGAUGGUGAUCGGCGUCAUUCAGUCGGUGAUUGUGUUGUACGCCUUCAGUCGCCCCUUCCUGCUGAACGAACAGAUUCAGAUCUCGGAGAACCAGAUCUACUAUAAACACCACAUCCUCAAAGUCAUCAUGAGAGUGCCGCUCAUGUGCUUCUUCGCCAGCAUCUUCUCCUUCAUCUUCUUCGAGCUGUCUUACGUGCUGUUAGCCAUUGUCAUCUUCCUGCCCUACAUCUCCCAGUGUUUGAAGUGGUGUCGCAGCAAAGCAAUCGGUCAGGUGGAUGAGACUCCAGACUCCAUGCUGUUCUACACCUACCUGCCUAAUGAACCCCUCAGUAAAGAGCGAGUGGAGGCUUUCAGUGACGGAGUUUACGCCAUCGUAGCAACGCUUCUAAUCCUGGACAUAUGUGAGGACAACGUUCCCGACCCAACUGUCGUGAAGGAGCAGUUUGGCGGCAGCCUGGUCGCGGCUCUGCAGGCCUACGGCCCGGAGUAUCUCGCCUACUUCGGUUCCUUCGCCACCGUCGGCCUUCUCUGGUUUGUCCACCACUCGCUCUUCCUCCACGUCACCAAGACGACGCGCUUCAUGGGCCUGCUGAACACCUUCUCGUUGGCGUUCGUCGGAGGUCUGCCUUUAGCCUAUCAGCUGACGCACGAGUUCCCGCGCAACUCCCGCAACGAACUGGAAGCCAUUCAGAUUAGCUGUGUGAUCAUUUUCUUCGCAGGUAUAUUUCAGCUCACCAUCUGGGUGGUCGCUCUUUACAAUGAGCAGGAAACCCUGCACCCGUAUGUGCGGUACGGUGGACGUGAGCACGUGUUCAUGCUCGCUAAGCUAGCUCUGUACCCCUGCGUAGCUUUAGGGACAUUUUUCCUCACAUGUAUCCUGAGUAAAUUUAGCGCCUCAAUUUUCCACCUGAUGGAGAUCACGGUGCCUUUUGCUUUUCUUGUGUUGAGGCUCUUGGUGCGCGUCGGGCUAGCGCUGCUACGGCAAAUCUUCUGUCCCGACAGGCCCGACCCAAGGACUGUUGUAGAGGAGGAAGAUGACGAGACGAGGGUGCCAUUCAACGCUUUAGUCACCUAGCUAACUUGAAGGGGAGUGGCCACAGAAAAUGAAGAAAACUGACAGAGCUGUGAGGCAUUACUGCUUAGAUUUGUCCUCUCAUCAGGAGGAGCCCGUUGGGGUUUGAACCAGGAACAAAAUGGAAAGUGGAUUCUCCUCGUUCAAAUCUCGGGAGGGAAUCAGUGCACGUUGGAAAAGAUGUGACCAAACACGUUGAAGGCGAAUAUGGACUCUGUAGAGGUUAAGAAAACACUUAGUGGACCAGAGUAGUGAGGGAUACUGACAGCCAAAGCCUAGCUACUCAUGAAAUUCUUGUAAACCUAACAUGCAGAAUAUACUUAUGCUAGAUGUGAUUA
This is a messenger RNA of Seriola dumerili (greater amberjack), 1996 nucleotides long. It is a transcript of the gene tmem175, whose product is annotated as transmembrane protein 175. Lineage: Eukaryota; Metazoa; Chordata; Actinopteri; Carangiformes; Carangidae. Bases 96 to 1661 code for a protein of 521 amino acids. Gene Ontology annotation, cellular component: lysosome; endosome. The record is from RefSeq and is a predicted model, not a curated record. The transcript has 10 exons. Gene Ontology annotation, molecular function: potassium ion leak channel activity; proton channel activity.